AUGGAUGCUUUUGCGAUGAAGUUCAAGACCAUUAUGCAGAUAAGUACUGUGAAAAAGCCUCUUUAUGGGGAGAAAUAUGGAAAUGCAAGGAAUGGCUGCACAUAUAAAUGUGGAUGUGGAAGGGAAAGAAAAACCGUUAUUGCUGCAAAGCCCAAAGUGGAGAAUAUUCAGCAUGAAUGA
This is a messenger RNA of Sphenostylis stenocarpa, 180 nucleotides long. The record is from the annotation of a GenBank genome assembly. NCBI's taxonomy places the organism in Eukaryota, Viridiplantae, Streptophyta, Magnoliopsida, Fabales, Fabaceae.